Messenger RNA from Pseudonaja textilis, 1057 nucleotides. The record is from RefSeq and is a predicted model, not a curated record. NCBI's taxonomy places the organism in Eukaryota, Metazoa, Chordata, Lepidosauria, Squamata, Elapidae.
AUCUUUGGGAGAAUGAUGAUGCUGGUUUUUCUACUGUGGAUCAUCUUGGCUCGAGGUUUUGCAGUUCCUUGCAGUCCAAAUAAAGCAGAUGUGAUUUUGGUAUAUUGUUAUCCUAAAACAAUUAUUACAAAAAUCCCAGAAUGUCCAUAUGGAUGGGAAGUUAAUCAGCUGGCACUUGGAGGGAUUUGCUAUAAUGGAAUUUAUGAUGCAGGAUACUAUCAAUUUACCAUCCCAGAUUUGUCACCCCAAAACAAAUCAUACUGUGGAACACAGUCAGAUUUUAAAAACCCUGUUUAUCAUUUCUAUAACUCUAUCAGUUCGAAUGAUAGCACUGUCAUUGUGAAAAGCCAACCUGUCAACUAUUCAUUUACUUGCACCUAUCAGGCGAACUAUCUGGUGAACCAUGCUGCCUUUGACCAAAGUUCUGUGUCAUUUUCUGCCUAUUUUAGGGUAGCAACUGUUCAUGUGAAGAAUGGCAGUGCCGGUUCCUUUGAAAGCCAGUUGUCUCUCAAUUUCUAUUCUAAUGCCAAGUUUUCAAGCAAGAAGGAAGCCCCUUUCAUUGUUGAUACAUCAGAAAUUGGCUCUGAUGUAUUUGCUGGAGUGGAAGCCAAAGGCUUAAGUCAUAGAUUUAAAGUAGUAUUGAGCAAUUGUUGGACAACCCCUUCUUCAGAAUAUUUCUACCAAAUCCAGUGGCCUCUGAUAACUAAGGGGUGUGCAACAGAUGACUCCACUUUAGUACAUGAAAAUGGCAAAAAUAAUCGAGCCACCUUCCAAUUUAAUGCAUUUCGGUUCCAGAAUAUUCCCAAACUUUCCAAAGUGUGGUUACAUUGUGAAACAUAUGUGUGUGAUAGUGAAAAGUUCUUUUGCCCUGUGGCUUGUGAAAAAAGGAGAGAACAUAUCGAGCAAACAGGUGGUGUUUUAAUUGCAGAAUUCAUUGUGAACAGCAAAGGGUUAUCCAGGAGUUGCACAUUUUCAGUUACAGUUUCCCAUUUAUUCCUGCUAUUUGGAAUUUGUGCAGUUUCAGCAUAAUAUCUGAUCCAACUUCAACUGUUAAUUA